AUGUCUGAGAAGAAAUGGCCAGAUGCGCGAGUCAAAUAUGAACUCCACGAACAUUUGGCUCGUAGAAACAUUCACUUCGAUUCGAAAACUUCUCGAGAUGAGAUGAUUUCUCUCUUGGAAAGGCACGAUGUUUCGUAUGAAGAAGUCAUGGCUGAGGGCAGAAUGCAAAGCGAGUCCAAACUGCCAUUUCCGCCAAAGGCUCAACGUGACCCGAGCCCAAAUGACGAGUGGCGCACAAAGCGACCGAAAGUAGCGGCCGAAAAGCUACCUAAAGCUGAGCUAGAGUUCCUGCGACAUGCCAAGACUCCGGACCUCCUCCCCAACUUAUGGAAAUUACCUGAAGCUGAUAGGGAAAGCAUUCUCAUCAGCUCUGGUUUGCAUUUCAAGAGUUCUUAUCCAGAGAGGGAUGUUCUUCAGUUUUGGUUCUAUGCGGACCAUGCUAUUGAGCAACAUGGAAUAAGUGAAGAGGGGGAUGAAAUGAUUACCUCAUUUCUUAAUAAUCCCCUCAUGUGGGAGGAUAUCACUUGGAGCGAAGAUGAAGAUGAUCGCAAUCUCAUAAACGCUCGCAUGAAGAAGGCCUUCGGCCGCCUGAAUGCCCUCAGAGCGCAGUAUCCUGACGAGAAGUCUGACAGGGAUAAUGACGGCUCCAAGGGUGAUGACGGCUCCAAGGGUGAUGACGGCUCCAAGGGUGAUGACGGCUCCAAGGGUGAUGACGGCCCUAAGGGCGGUGGCAUCGAAUAUGAUUCGAAGGAACGUCGCGAUUGGAGAGCGCAGUUUCACGGUAGAGGAUCACCCGAAGCUAACCGGAUGGAACUCAAAGACCCUGAAAAUGACAAAGAUGUUAUUGCAGAUAUUUUAGGACGCCACCCAGUCCGGAAGACUUGGUUGGCCAUUGCAUUGCCAAGCUUGAAUGAAGAGUACCCAAAGUUAUCCCGAGGCUACUAUAUCAACGCUGGCGCUGUUUAUCCCGAAGCCUUCUCAAGAUAUGUCAAGGAAGGUGCCAACAUCACCCUAUCUACAGCAACACACAAAAGCCAGAUGGAGAACUGUCCCUAUGAGAAAUUCGAGCUCAAUCUGGUGUUGUGCAUGCCUUGGGGCGACAAAUGGCAUUACCAAGGCUAUGGCAUUCCACACUAUGUGGAUGACCGAGAUUUCGUGUUAUGGUCUAAAGGCCUCCUUAUCCAAUGCUGGAAGUCAGCAGCAAUGGAGGUGCUGCACGACCACAUGAUCAAGGCUGGACAAACCAUUCCCAUGACAAGCGACGUCAUAAAUCGCAUCAAGCCUAAAUCUUGGAGGAAGUGA
This is a messenger RNA of Fusarium musae, 1302 nucleotides long. RefSeq lists its product as uncharacterized. Bases 1 to 1302 code for a protein of 433 amino acids. The transcript has a single exon. NCBI's taxonomy places the organism in Eukaryota, Fungi, Ascomycota, Sordariomycetes, Hypocreales, Nectriaceae. The record is from RefSeq and is a predicted model, not a curated record.